Gossypium raimondii (Peruvian cotton) is the source of this 2265-nucleotide messenger RNA. RefSeq lists its product as uncharacterized. The record is from RefSeq and is a predicted model, not a curated record. The transcript is spliced from 14 exons. The coding region runs from base 194 to 2152 and encodes 652 amino acids. NCBI's taxonomy places the organism in Eukaryota, Viridiplantae, Streptophyta, Magnoliopsida, Malvales, Malvaceae.
GCCAGCCUGCCUGAUCUUAUUGUAUUUAUUUAGUUAUCAUCAUAAUUAUUAAGAACCCAGACUUCGUUUAUCAGAUUCUAAUCAAGCAACUGAUAGGUUUGAUUACAGGGGAGAGCUAUAAAUUAGAUUCCGGAGAAGAAAACUCGGCGGCGAGACAAUUUCUCAACUCUUUUACAUUGAAUCUAAGAUAUCAAUGGAAAAACAGGCCUACGAAGAGAUUCAUGACUGCCUGAUCAAGCCGAGAAUCAAUCCUCAAAGAAGAAAAGACAAAGUUUAUAUUGGCUGUGGAGCUGGGUUCGGUGGUGACCGGCCAAUGGCAGCUAAAAAAUUGCUUAACAGAGUCAAAGAGCUGAAUUAUAUUGUUCUUGAAUGUUUAGCAGAACGUACUCUUGCUGAACGAUACCAGGCUAUGGCGUCCGGCGGUGAUGGCUAUGAUUCUAAUAUUUCAGAAUGGAUGUCUCUGCUACUACCUUUGGCUGUGGAUAGGGGAACUUGUAUAAUUACCAACAUGGGUGCAAUGGAUCCGGUCAGUGCUCGAGAAAAGGUUUUAGAAGUUGCCAGCAGCCUUGGGAUUCGUUUGUCUGUUGCUGUGGCUCAUGAGGUCUUUGUUAAUGAAUCGGGUUCAGGAUCCUUGCCUGAGAAGCUGGUUAACAUGGAAGGUGGUGUUAGCACAUAUCUGGGAGCAGCCCCAAUAGUUGCAUGUCUAGAGAGAUACCGACCAAAUGUUUUAAUUACUUCAAGGGUUGCUGAUGCCGCACUAUUCUUAGCACCAAUGGUUUACGAACUGGGCUGGAAUUGGGAUGACUUGGAGCUAUUAGCACAGGGAUCUCUGGCUGGACACCUUCUAGAGUGUGGUUGUCAACUCACAGGGGGAUACUUCAUGCAUCCAGUUUCAUUGUGCUGCAUUUUCUCCAAUUUAGCGGACAAGAACCGAAACUUGUCUUUCCCAAGUCUCCUGGAUCUAUCACUGCCGUAUGCUGAAAUUUCAUCAAGUGGGGAAAUAUGUGUCAUGAAAGCAGAAGGUAGUGGUGGGAUUUUAAAUUUCGGUACUUGUGCUGAACAACUACUUUAUGAGGUUGGAGAUCCAAGUGCUUACAUUACACCUGAUGUUGUAGUUGAUUUUCAGGGUGUUACAUUUCAGCCAUUAUCUAGAUCUAAAGUUCUCUGUAUUGGUGCAAAGCCAUCUGCUCAUCCUGUUCCUGAUAAACUUUUGCAGUUGAUUCCGAAGCACCGUGGAUGGAAAGGAUGGGGUGAGAUAUCAUAUGGAGGAUAUGAAUGUGUCAAACGUGCAAAAGCUGCUGAACUUCUUGUUAGGUCAUGGAUGGAAGAGGCAUUUCCUGGUGUCAGUUCCUGUAUUCUUUCUUAUAUAAUUGGACUGGAUAGCUUGAAAGCUACCUGCAUUGAUCACCAUCUAUCGACAUGGAGAGCCAGUGAAGACAUUCGGCUACGCAUGGAUGGACUGUUCCAGGAGAAGAAACACGCACAGCAACUUGCUAAAGAGUUUACUGCAUUAUAUACAAAUGGACCGGCCGGCGGUGGUGGUAUCAGCACUGGUGUCAAGAAGGAAAUUGUUCUGGAAAAACAGUUGAUCGGUCGAGAACAUGUUUUCUGGCGGAUAGGGUCAAAGCAAACAGAAGUCAGUGAACAUGUCUUUGCAGAUGUUACAAAGGCCUGCAUUUCAGCUGAACUGGCAUUGCCACCAUUUCAACAAGAAGAUAUGCAGAACUCUUGCCUAGAAUAUGGCUUGUCAUCGGAAAUCAGCCUCUCAGCAGCUCAGUCUGGUCAAAAGAUUCCACUCUAUAAUAUAGCCCACAGUAGGGCUGGAGAUAAAGGAAACGACUUGAACUUCUCCGUCAUCCCACACUGUCCGCAGAACUUUGAGAUGCUGAAGCUUAUCAUAACACCCCAGUGGGUUAAGAGUGUGGUCUCAGUCCUUCUGGAUGCAUCUCCAAAGGCCAUUGAUGAGACAAAACAAUUGGUGAAUGAAGAUAAUGUAAAGGUGGAAAUAUAUGAAGUCCAUGGAAUUCAGUCUUUAAACGUGGUGGUUCGUAACAUUCUCGAUGGUGGUGUCAAUUGCUCUCGAAGGAUCGAUCGCCAUGGAAAGUGCAUCUCGGAUCUUAUCUUGUGUCAACAUGUGUUACCUAAGUUUUAAUUACAAUUCAACUUUAAAAUUUUUUAAUAAUCGAAAAUUUGUCUGAUAUAAUAUAAUAUUACACUACAUGUUCAUAUGUCAGCUUAUGGGGAUUGGGUAUUAUUUCCUUCUUA